AUGAAAAGGAAAUAUAAUCCUGACCUAGCCUUUGAGUUUAUUUUAGACGAUGAUUAUGACUGUUUAUCCGAAAUGGAGCUGACUUCAAUACAUGAAUUUGAUUAUUGCAAUCGUAAAAGGCACCACCUUCUUCAAUUUAUGUGUGCAGCUUUUAAUGCAUUCGAUUGUUUCAUAUAUCUAACUCAAGAACUUUUCGAUUUUGAUGAAACAGAUGAUAAAGGAAAGCGUCCAAUUCAUUAUGCUGCAGAAUACGGUGCAACAGAGGUUUUUUCUUAUAUCAUGAAUAUAUAUAAGCGUAAAGGCAUGCUUAAAAAAUUUUUUGAAGAACUAAAACUGAAAAACAAAAUAGAAAGUAAUGUUCUGUAUUUGGCAGCCAAUAGUGGUGUUCACGACAUUUACAAGAUCUUAUCAGAUUAUGGAUUUGAUUUCUCAUUUUUGGGAGAAGAUGAUUAUCAAAAAUUAUUAUCUGAAAUCUGUAAAUCACUUAGUAAUAAUCCAAUUAAUGACCAAAAUGUCAUUAUUUUCUUCCUUAACCUAGCUGGAAAUAUUAAAGAAGGAAACUCUUCUAGAACUGCUCUUAUGAUGGCAAUUAUCCAAAUGCUUGAUGCAGAAAUUAUUUUAAAGCUGACAAACCACAUUGAUAUCAAUCUUAAGGACGAUAUAGGUAAUACAGCCUUUGAUUAUGCCUGUUUUUAUAAAAAUGUUGAAGCUGCAAAGAUUCUCAUCGAGAAAGAUAUAGAAGCAAGUUUUGAACAAAAGGGAUUCUGGAAUAUUUGCAGGCUUCAAGAUCCUAAUGUUGCACGUGUUGCAUUUCGAAAAUAUGCUAAAUUGAUGAAGCCAAAUUUCUAUGAAUUUGUCAAUAAAUCAUUUCCUAUUACAGAGCUAACUUCCAUCAGCAAUGAAGAUACUCUCAUUGGAAUACUCGGUUUACUUUUAGAUUAUGGAUAUGAUCCAAACGCUAAGGAAGAUGCGCGUUGUCCAACAAUCUUUGAAUGUAUUCUCACUAGUUACUUUCCUAAUAAGGUUAAAACUCUAGAAUUUCUUCUUGAAAAAAAGAUAGAUAUCGAUCACCCAUUCCACGUGAACCCCGGAGACACACCACGUAGUUACCUCAAGAAGAUAGUUAACCCAGACAUCGUUAAAUUGAGAAAAAAGUAUGAAAUUAACUAA
This is a messenger RNA of Trichomonas vaginalis G3, 1170 nucleotides long. RefSeq names its product Ankyrin repeat family. Gene Ontology annotation, molecular function: protein binding. The record is from RefSeq and is a predicted model, not a curated record. The coding region runs from base 1 to 1170 and encodes 389 amino acids. The transcript has a single exon. NCBI's taxonomy places the organism in Eukaryota, Parabasalia, Trichomonadida, Trichomonadidae.